AUGGCCAAGUGGACGGUAAAUGACAGGGAUUGGUCAGCGGACCCCCAACAGGUGUCCCUUAGCUCAUCAAGGUCGGCAUUUGAGGACUCGCUGUGGGAAGAGCUCUUGAAAGACACCGACCACUCCUCUGCGAUCUGGUCAUCAAGGGAAUUUCGGCAGAGCCAAAAGACUGGUGUAUCAAAGGAUAAAAUUUCAGGUAAUAAUGGACCACCAGACAACAAUAUUGUUAUCCGGUACACGGAGAAUACGAGCCGUUCUCAGCGAAAAGAUCUCGUUCCAGACAGUGGUUUUCUGAAGAAUCGCAAAGGGCCAUCCGCCAACAACAAUUACAAGCCAAAUAGUAAAUAUGGCCGCCUUUGUCGUAGAUCAUUGAGCCAAUCUUGCAAUCCGUCAAUGAAACGAGGUGGCCGCGGGGGCCGGGAAGGUGACUCGGUAGAUCUGUAUGACGAGUCCGUCCCGGUUGUCAACUCUGAAACUGCCAGUGAGAGGAAAUCAGGCUACCUAGACGAACCGGCCUAUGUCAGAGAAGCCUUGCUACGAGAUAGACUCCAAGAGGCGUCUGACAGCUUGGACAGGGACGGUAACUCUGGUAGUGAACAACGGACAGAUGAUACAGGCAGGCUCCAAUUGCAGGAAACUCUUCAAGAUUCCGAUACAGAUCAAGACAACAGCGAGGAAGUAGAUUCGCUGGACGAAGAACUUUGGCUUUCGGCAAAAUCCUUAGCUAACGUAACGACGUGGAUGAUACGAAACAGAGAUCAUCUUCAAAUCGUUCUCAACGAUGUACCCAAGACCCAAGACGAUACUUUAGAACUGAAAAGAACCGCAAUUCUCCAAAGUUUCUUGACCACAGGUGGACCAAAUAUUGAAGAAGAUACAAGUAGAUACUUAGAUUUGAAAAGCAGAACAGAUUCCAAGCAACUGACUGAACAUUACACUGAUAACCACGUGACUCCUUCUGGUCAACCGGGAAUUCUUGCAAAACCCGAACGUCUAGUGCCUGAUGCCGUAAGGAACAGCUUCCAUCGGAUGCGGUUGGAAUUUCGUCACAGGAAUGGUUCGACUAAAUCCGCCCCAGGCUGUCGACGGGAUAGAUUUGAGGAUUCUACUUGCGACUUGGAAAGAGACUCAAUGAAAUGUUACAUGGAAAUUGUGGGUAGUGAUAUUUCUUCUCAGUACAGAGGCAUUCAGGUUGAGGACUCUUCACAAACUAUGAAUUCCCAGGGGUUCAAGGUGGGGUACAGCUCCAACAGCCCCUUACAGAGCCUCUCUGAACUGGCCAUCAUUGAAAAUAUGUCUGAUCUGUUGAAGGAUAUUGAGAAAUCAGACUUGGUGUUGGCUGAUAACUUGGGCUGGCUGUAUCACCAAGAGUCUGGACUGGAGCGUUGGUGUGUUAUUGCAGAUAUCAUCAUGUGCAUUUUUGAGAAUAAGGAAUCCAACAAGCCGAUACUGUCCAUUUUGUUACCAGGGGCAGAUAUAUACGGCUCAGACAACUCUUUGAAUCCUAAUCAUACAAGUGUGCUUGGCAAGAGCCAGACCAACACUUGGAGGAUUACAAUUGACUCAAACAUUGCUGGACAGGAACAUACAUUCUUUGCCAAGAAUUCGGAGGACCACAUGAAAUGGGUGAAUGCUUUAAAAAUGGCGUCAAACUUUGAUCAAGAUUCUCCUCUUUGUCGGGAAGGAUUGGACAUGAAACAAGGGAAUGGAAACUGCUUUGGAUCAGAGGAAAACUUCAGUUUUAAUCCUUUGAUAACAAGUGAGAUAGGCAUGGACAUGGAAAUAAGCCUUGGUUCGCCGGAUUCUUUGGAUUCGCCUGUGUUGUUUAGCAAAAACAAACAUUUCCAUUUGGACCUUCAGAAUUCGUGUUCAGAUCUUUCUCUGCAGAGCGAAUCGAGUACAACAUCUAAAGAAAGUGGCAUUAGUAUGCUUGACAGUUCUGAUUUCAAGAAGUUUUUGCGCAGAGAUUGCCCUGAGAAUGGUCAGUCAUCACCAUUGAAGGCAAGACCUUCACACAGUCUGUCAUUCUCAUCUCCCAAAGCUUUUUCCCUAGACAGAAGACACUUUACAAGCAUGGAGAACAUUGACCGAAUAGUUCUGCGGAAAUCCAACUCAAAUCCUUUGUCAAAUGCACCAGCAACAGAUAAUGGGAAUCUCCUGUCCAGUACUGAGCUCUCACCACCAGUUAUUGAAGAUGGAAGGAAGCUAGGAGGCAAGAAGAGCAGCUCUUGCAGGAGACCAUUAUCACAGUCCCUGGAUCUGAGUAAAAUUACUCCAGUAACAUCGGGCUUGGUGCGAAGGGCAUCUGGCUUCAAGGAGAGAAUGUUUGGCAAGAAAGGAAAGUCUUCCCUCUCAGGUAUCACCCUUGGCUCCCUGGUGGAGGUGAAGAUGUCGGGCUUCAUGCAACACAAGGUCUUACUGAAAUGGCAGAAGCUGUUUUUUGUUGUGAGUAGAGGAUGCCUGUAUGCCUUCAAGACAAAAAAUAACAGCGAGAAUCCGGAAUUCAUGGCCAUAUUGUCCAACUACACUAUUACAUACCUACUCAAUGGCAGACAGAAGAAAAACAAGAUCACAAAGCCGUAUGUGUUCAAGCUUUCUCAACCGAACUGUAAAAGCAUUUACCUGUGUGCAGCCCAUAGCUUAGACCUGGCUCGUUGGAUUCAGGUCUUGCAGAUGGAAGCCAGUCAAGUCAGUGUUGACAAUCCAGAUUCCACCCAAGAUAGUUUUGAUGCUGAGUCGUGGGUCACUCCUGGACUCUUUGCAAAAACAAAUGCCAGAUACGCUUUGGGAUCACCAGCAAAUGACCUUGAACCUUGUGAAUUUCCCACCUUGAGCUCUUCAGUUGAUCAUGAAAAACUCUCUUCAACUUGUUUGUCUGAUGGUUUGGAGAUUGUCUCAACAGAACAGGGCAGAGUGACAGUGUCUCAUCAUAUGUCACAGAUGUGUGACAAUGAACUAAUCACAGCCUGGGAUACGUCUAGCUCCUGCAGCACAGUGUACAGCUCUACCCUGGAAUCCUCAAGCAAUGCCAGCAUGGAUUAUGGGCCUCGGCAUGACAAUUCUGUCACAAGGGUUUGGCAGAGCGAUAAUGAGUUUCGUCUCACAGCAAUCAGGAAACAUGCCCAAAAGAUCAAGAAAACUUUCUCAGACAGGAGGAAAAAAUGGCAUAGUGAAGAGGUUUUGAUCGACAUUCCGAUUUCGGAUAGUUUUUCAGUAGAAAAAGAUGAUGUAGUCUCUCCCGUGAAAAGUGAAGAAUCCAGAGAAGUGAAGAAGUCGUGUAAAGAAGAGAGUGUAGAGCGAGGUGAGGAGACAGGUGACUCUUCCCAGCAGGUGCCAAGACGUCACAAGCCUGUCACAGUCAAACACCUGCCUGUCCAGCAGUUAGGGACGCCUGACCAUUGCGGCUAUCUGGAGAGGAGGCAUCAGGAUGGAGCAUGGGUCAAAUACUGGUACUGUCUGAAGUCUGGCUGGCUCUACUGUUACCUCACACCUGCGGAUUUUGUCACUGUUGAUGCCAUUAACCUGGAUAAUUUCUCUGUUACCUGUCAUCACGAGAGAUUCCAGGCCAAGAGCUUUGUCUUGGAGUUACAUCACAAGCGAUACUUCCCCAUAUUUCUGGCUGCUGACAGUGAAUCUGCAAUGGCUGAGUGGUCCAUGAACAUUGGGGAGGGGAUAUCCACGCCUGAGAGAAGCCACCUGCCUGGAGGUACCCCACCCACCCGUGACCAGAUGCGAACCACAGUCUUGUCAGAUGAUUCCAGUGUGCCUGAAGACAACGUGGACAUUACUGAAGACUUAGCAUGUGACACCACACAUGACACUGACACCUCGUCUCAGUUAGUACGCACUGCAGAGGAAACCUCAGUGGUGUCUGAUGCUCGUCAACAUCUGCUCCAGCAAGUCCUGAAACUGAAGCAUGACUUGGAGCAAAAACAGUCUGAAACCAGGAGAAAGCGAGCUUCCUUAAUGCACGUAAGCCAGUCUGUGCCCAAAAAUUUGGAUAAGAAGGUGCAGGAAGAGCAACUGGUUCAGGAGAUCACUUCUCUGCGACAGCGGCGCUUGUCCACCCAGUUGAAGGUUGAUACACUUCAGAGACAAAUGGAGCUACGAACAGUGAACACUUCAAGGAAGAAACCUCUCUUUCGAUUUGUUGGAAGGCAGAAGCCCCCAACAGAGGCAAACAGCAACAACAACAGCCCGUUUAUGGAGGAGCAGGUAAAGGAAUUGACCAGCCGGCUGCAGGUGAUCGAUCAAGAUUUGACAUACAGAGAGAAAGACCGCCAGACCUUGCGUCCCACAUGGCUGGACCUCGCCAACAACAACCGUGGCAGCCCAGAGAAUCAGCGUCGCCAUGGACUCUUCUCUGGCAAAAUCCAGAAAGAAUCUCGCAAGAGAACUCAGAGUCUUAAGUUAACAGGACUUGCUCUUUCAGUACCACAGGAAAGUCCCAGAGGAGAGGAUAGUGCUGUCAAUCAAAGACCGUCAGUUCCAGUGAGUGACAGUAACCAUGGUAGCAGGAUCCCGCCUAAUGACUCCUCCUUGGACAGUAUUUCAUUAGCUAAGGUGAACAAAGGUAAAGGUUGGUUUAGGAGAAAGCGAAAUGGGAAGGAAUCACCUCAGCCUGAACCAGCCAAUGAAAUAGCACCAGGAAAUUGUCUCCGUGCAGAAGCAGCUCAAGCACAGCCCCCUUCUCCUAAAGUGUCCCCAAGGCGAGAGAUUAGUCCGCGCGUUUUAGCAGACAUAGAGGAAUUUGAGAGGAUGUCGCGUUUAGCCCUUCAGAAAACUCAAGGCUCACAGAACUCCUAAAGGUUCAUAAUUCAUUGGAAUCUGCCCCGUGCUAACAUCUCGGUAGUGCAUGUAUUGAUCUCACUGACGAAUACAGACUUCAUACUGGUGUGGACUUCAUAUUCAUGCAAACUUCAUACUGGCGUGUACAUCAUACAGACAGUUGUUUUCAUGCCAACUUCAUACUGACGUGAGCUUUAUGCUGGCAGGGUCUAAAUGCUGACAUGGACUUCAUGCUUGUGAGCUUUGUACUGGCAUGGUCUAAAUACUGAUAUGGACUUCAUACUUCACCUGUCUGCUAUGGUGACCUGCUAAAUUUUAUCACAUACUACGCAUUUUAACAUAACUGUGAUGGAAUUCUCAGUCAAGACGGUGCUAACAUGAAAAGAGGUGUUCAGGACGAGUCACAUCCUGUUUCUUGCUUUUUAAAUGUCAUAUUUCAUAGUGCAUACAGAACCUAUCAAACAAAGUCAACAAUGCUGUAAAUCAUAAUGGAGAGUGCUAAGAAAAUGGUUGUAUGUAUACUGGCAGUGCUUUUCUUUCAACUAAAUCUGAAACCAAGAUAUUUAAUUUUAAAGCACGAGGUUACUAAGGUGAUUAGAAAAUCUGAACAGGGCAUUUCAAUACUGUUUUUUGAUGAAUGGACCUAUUGUUCUUUGACAUUAUGAUAAACUUUUUUGUUUGCCAAUAUAUCUUUUGUUACCUUAAAGCAAGACUUAAAGAGAAUGGAUGGAUGCAGUAAAUAAGAGCAUAACAAAGUCAUGAAUUUUACCCACUGGAAGUUUACAAAUUCCAGGGAAGUUCUAUGGUUCUCCCUGAUGUCUAGUCUUGGAAUGAGAUACACAAGAGUGCCAAGACUGGCAACACAACAAAUGUAACCUUGUAUUUUGUUAAGAUAAGAUCUUGUUUUUUGGUGGGUGAGGUGGUUUCCAUUUGUGUCAUAACUGCCAAAGGUUUGUUUUGAUUUAGAAUUUCCAGUUCAUUUGCCAGGUGUUCUUCGAAAAUCCAUGUCCUGACUGUAAAAGUAAGGUUGUUUUUGUGUCAAUGUUUUUGGUGCAAUAAUUUUAAUCUAAAUGUAUAGUAUUGGUUUUAUAAGUUGAAGCGUUUAUUUUGUGAUGUAUUGUUUGUAUAUAAAAUAUGUACAUGUACUCUGUAGCUGUUUGAUAUAACCCUUAUUUUUGUAUGGAGAAAUUUAUACUUACAUGAUGUUUGCACAUAUAUUGACUUGGGAAUAUUGACUUGAUGUUUAUUGGGAACAUUCAGGCUUUUAGAUUUUACAACUAAGGAGAAGAAAUUCGUCUCCCUCAUUUGCAUUGUGAGUGAAUGGCAGAAAGCCACAUUAAAAUCUGUCUUCCUGGAAGCUCCACUCCGUCAGACAUCAUAAUCCAGUGUCAGUGGAUCAUCAGCCUGUUAUUCCAUUGUAUAUUCAUCAACAUUCCACCCAUCCUGGAUGACCUUGGUCAAUUUGUACAUCUCACUGGAUGAUCAACCUGUCAGUCCAGUGUGAAAUGUAGGUACUUUUGGUUGUUUAGGCUCUGUGUGAUGGAUAUACAUACUGUAUACUAAGUUGUUUCUUGGACUUCGUACAAAUCUCAGCUUCUGAUGUUGUAUUUUAGUGAUAUUUAUUGACAUAAUAUUUCACCUUGUUAUCUAUGGCGUUUUUAUUCUACC
This is a messenger RNA of Liolophura sinensis, 6456 nucleotides long. RefSeq lists its product as uncharacterized. The record is from RefSeq and is a predicted model, not a curated record. Bases 1 to 4806 code for a protein of 1601 amino acids. Lineage: Eukaryota; Metazoa; Mollusca; Polyplacophora; Chitonida; Chitonidae. The transcript is spliced from 9 exons.